This is a messenger RNA of Brassica napus (rape), 1113 nucleotides long. RefSeq lists its product as uncharacterized. The coding region runs from base 1 to 1113 and encodes 370 amino acids. The transcript is spliced from 4 exons. The record is from RefSeq and is a predicted model, not a curated record. Lineage: Eukaryota; Viridiplantae; Streptophyta; Magnoliopsida; Brassicales; Brassicaceae.
AUGGUGGAAGUAGGAGUAGGAAACGACGCAUGGGAUGCACUGAAGAAGUCAUCAGUUGGAGUUUUUCCUAGACUUUACGAGCUUGAUUUCAUAUGGUCUGCAAAGGUUGUUCAUUACCUCUUAACGCAUCAGCUGGUAGUUAGAAAGAACUAUGAGAUAUGGUCGUUAAUUGAUUGGCAGCCGAUUCGUCUCUCUUUGUUAGAGUUUGGUGAGAUAACUGGUUUGAAUUGUGAUAUGUUUGAUAAUGGUGACCUUUGCAAAGUUGACCAUAAAGAAUUUUGGGCAGAACUGAAUGUGUGUACAACUGUUGGUCCUAGUCUGAAUGAGUUGCAGUUGGUAUUGGGAAGAUGCAAGAACUGGAGUCUUGAGAAAAGGAUUAUAGUAGGACGGUUGUGUAUUUUGCAUAUCGCAAUAUUUGGCAUAGCUCCUACACGUCGGAUCCCGUUGGAGUGUGCAAAGCGAGUACUUGAUUUUGAAGCUUUCGGGAGAUAUCCAUGGGGUCGAGUUGCAUGUAAGAGUUUGAUACACUACAUUAAGUGUGUCAGUUAUGACGCAAAGAAAUCAUAUACAAUGGAAGGAUUUGUGUACGUGCUACUCAUAUGGGGAUAUGAGGCUGUUCGUGUACGGCAUUUCUUUUCACACGUUGACGAGAAUUUAGUCCCUAAAUGGGAUGGUGAGCUUGAAGAUGAAAAUGUGAACCACUUGAUCCGUGAUAUACUUGAUGACUGUGUCAAUCGUAAAGCAUGGGAUUUAGUUGAAACUUCUGUUACGAAAAGGACUAAGCGUAAAGAAUCUAUCCCCAUGAAUGUUUCAGAGGAUUCAGCAAACAAGGAUAAGAAGGCUAAACCUAUGGAAGAUUGUCGGUAUAAUGCUGACGGUAAUGAUACGCCAAGCACUGCGAUGUUGACCAUGUUGAAGACUCUGACCGAAAAAGUAGACAACAUGAACACCAAUAUGGCUACUAAAUUAAUGGCUGGUUUGGAUGCAGCAAUUGGUACGAAGAAUGUGAUAUUUGAUUUGGACGAUGGAGCGCAUAAAGAUAUGCAAUUCUUAGAGGUGGUGUUUGCAACAAAUUAUUUUCAACUAGUGAAGAUAGUUUUUACGCCGACAUAA